Messenger RNA from Carica papaya (papaya), 1873 nucleotides. Its product is annotated as ATP-binding protein. NCBI's taxonomy places the organism in Eukaryota, Viridiplantae, Streptophyta, Magnoliopsida, Brassicales, Caricaceae. The record is from RefSeq and is a predicted model, not a curated record.
CUGACAUUCUUUCUCAAAUUCGUUUGACUGGUAGGUUUCCCGCAUCUUCCUUCCCUCAUGAAUAUCCAAAAUCAUUCUAUACUCUGCCGAUCAUGGAGACCAGGAGAUCACAAACCCCAACCGACAGUCCAGAUUCUCCUAUUAACGCACUCGUCUCCGAUCAUGAUCUUCUCCGCCAGCUGGAAUCUCUUCGCCAAUGCUAUACCGCCGUCGAAUCAAAAUGCUCCGCGUUGGAGGCUGAUCUCGUCCUCUUCCAGCGCCAGAGAGACGACGCGACCAAUCGAAAUGCUAACCUAGUGAAACUCAUCGACGAAUUAUCCGGCGAAAAGGACUUCCUUGGUGGCAGAAUCGACGAACUUGAAAUUUCUUUGAAAGGGAAAGAAGAGGAAUUUGAUAGAAGGCUCGGAGAGGAGUUGCGCGAGAGAGAGGAACUCAGAAAAGAAUUGGAAGUUUCUUGGGAGAAAAUCGAUAAACUUGAAGUGGAGAAGCAAGAGGGGGUUAGAUGUCUGAUGAAAAGUAGGGACUCGAUCUUUUUGAUGAAGGACCACAUGGCGAAGAUCAUUGAAUGCUUGAAUGAUGAUUGUGAGAAGGUUGUGAUUGAGAGAUCGGAUGAUGGGAUGACAAAAUUAGAAAUGGACGAGGAACUGGGGGCAUUUUCUGGAGAAAUAAUGAACUUAUUAAGACUAGCAGAGGAGGCAGCGUCGAAGGUCAGUGAGUUUAAGGAAGCUAGUAAGAAGGAGCAUAAGGAACUGGAGAACAGCGUGGUGAGUUUGACAGAGGAGAAUCGUGACGUCAGUAGCUUGCUGAGGAUUGCGCUGGCGGAGAAAGAAGCUGUUGAAAAGAGUUUAAAUAGGUUGAAAGGGAACGCCGAGCAGAAGAGAGUAGCAUUAUUGCAGUUUGCCGAGAGAGGGUUGCAGAGAGUGGGUUUUGGAUUCAUGAUUGGAAGUGGCAGCAACGAGCAGUCAUUAGAGAGCAGCUCGGUUGCUAGCACAACAGGGAGUAAUAAGUCAGAUCAUGGCAGUGAAUCUGAAGAGGAGGUUGUUAGUUUGGCCUCAACUGUGGAACGAAUAAUGAAGAGUUUAAGGCUUGAAAUCACACAACUAAGGAGAUCUUUGGAAGAAUCUAGGUCAGACACUGAGCGAUUGCAGAGUCUUACAGAGAAACAAGCUCAGAAGAUUGAAGAAAAUACGCUAUACAUAAAAGAGUUGGAAGAUAGAGAGAGAGUGUUAACCCGAAAUGUUGAGGAGCUGCUAAUAGAAAUAAAAGAAAGUGAAGCAGAGGUCGCUCGUUGGAGGGAAGCUUGUGAGUUGGAAGUGGAAGCUGGGAAAAAUGAGAUUAAAGAACGUGAAAAGCUGAUUGAUAUUCUGAAACAAGAGUUGGAGAAAACAAAGUCCAGAUUGAAAAUAUCAAAUGGCAAGUUAAAGCUGAAAGAAGAAUUAGCAGCAACUGCAAUUGCUGCCCAAGCAGCAGCGGAAAAGUCUCUGCAGCUAGCCGAUAGCAGAGCGGUUGGAUUGCGUGACCGGAUUGAAGAGCUAACUAAACAAAUCGAAGAAGCAGAAAGCAGAGAAAAGAGCCGGCGCAGAGUGAGGCAUAUAUGUUGGCCUUGGCGAGCACUGAAAAUUGCUAAUAAUGCAAACUCUCAAGUUCAGAGCGUAAAAAGAAUGCUACCAGAAAUGCAAACAUUGCUUCGUUAGAGUAUCUUUAGCUCACUAUUUCGUUAUGAUGAUCAAUAGUUAGAAGGUACGACUGUUGUAUUCUGGUUGCACACAUUUAAUGGUGUAAUGUAGCUUGUGCUAAAGCGCUGUCUAUAUAGUUUUAAGCUCAAAGUAUGUGUUUCCUCAUGUAGUUUUUGAUUUGAUGAGAAAAAAGAGAA